UGGUUUUAACUUGUUAAGGGAACUUUGGAGAAUCCGGAAACCGGAAGUUGUCUUGAAGUAAUGCGGAAGCAACAAGAUUUAGACCUGGAAGUGAAUGAUCCAGCCCAGCUAGCCUGGAACUUCGCAAGAUGUCCUCUAGAGAAUGAGUGCAUUAAUGACCAUCAUUCAUGUCUUUCUGGUUCAGAAAACUGUAUUGAUACAAUACAGGGAUACAGAUGUGAGUGCAGCCCUGGGUUUGUGCGUGGGGUAGAAGGCGCGUGUAAACCGGUGUGUGAGCGUCCCUGUGUGCAUGGAACGUGUGUGCGCCCUGGCGAGUGCGCGUGUGGAUUCGGGUUCACCGGCCCAGAGUGUGACCUGGUGUGCCUCUGCAACGGAAACAGUAAUUGUCAGGGGCCUCAAUUCCUGGAUAUUUGCAUUCAAUGUCAAAAUCAUACGACAGGUGAAAUUAUUAUUAUUAUUAUUAUUACUAUUACUAUAUAUACAGGCUAG
Messenger RNA from Eurytemora carolleeae, 489 nucleotides. Its product is annotated as multiple epidermal growth factor-like domains protein 8. The transcript has 5 exons. Lineage: Eukaryota; Metazoa; Arthropoda; Copepoda; Calanoida; Temoridae. Bases 61 to 489 code for a protein of 142 amino acids. The record is from RefSeq and is a predicted model, not a curated record. Gene Ontology annotation, molecular function: calcium ion binding.